Molecule: messenger RNA, 803 nt
Organism: Dissoconium aciculare CBS 342.82
Lineage: Eukaryota; Fungi; Ascomycota; Dothideomycetes; Mycosphaerellales; Dissoconiaceae
Exons: 1
Coding region: 197-691 (164 amino acids)
Source: RefSeq, a predicted model, not a curated record
GCUGGGAGCCUUGCGGUGCCGCGGUGUACCUCUGCUACUGCCCUGUAGUGUCCUGAUUAGCUUUCAUGCAUGUCCCAGAAUUUCGGCUCUGGCGAUUCUGUCCUCCCAAAUGCGCGGGCAGACGGAUGGACCGGCUAGACCCAUUCUAGCAGCCGAUGACAUUCCUUCUUCGCACCAGGAGCGAUAGGGAAGCAACAUGGCGACGAUCAGCAGCACGAUUGGAGCAUCUCACUCCGGAGGAUUGAAAUGCACGGGAUGGGUGACUCCCAUCAUUUUGAGAUGCCGCGCUGGAAAACUUCCCACCAGCAAGUCCGCCUUGCUGACACGAGGAUUGACGACGUGCAGGGUAUACGCAUGUCUGUCCGCAAUAUGGACGUCGCUGCCCGGAGGAACAAACAAGCCAUUCAUUUACCGUGUAUAUCGGUGGCGCCUCAUCUUGGCUUUCGCUUGGAUGAUUCAUCGCAGCGGAGAUUGGGAGGCUCGUCGGAACCUCCGCGCGCGCCCAGAGAUAUCUGCGACGGUGCGAAUGGAGAUCUCAUGCAACCGUCUGUCAACUUGUGCCCGUCGCGACAACAGCCGGCCGGGUUGCGACCCGACCGUUACGCGAGGGAAGGCAAGACAGGCAGCAACUUCGUCGUUAGCAGGAUCCUUUCCACCCUUGCUGGGGCCCGCUCGUGCAUCAAGAGCAUAAGGGCCACUGGCCAGUCAGAAUCCGAUGAGGAAUUAUAGUUUAGGGCCGUGAUUGUCGCGAGCGGUGGUUGGUGGCUGCGGCAUCAAUUUUUUCUCAAUUAUGAUUUUUUUUC